AUGAACGAGACCGCCAGAGACGGCGCCCCGAAACCGACUGAAGCUUGCCAGGCCUGCAAGUAUCGCCACCGCAAGUGCGACUGGGGGAGAAGCGGCUGCCAGCAGUGCAAGAACGCGGGCAUCAACUGCGUGCGCCAGCCGACGCUCAAGUUCCGCUUCUACCCAAAACAGAACGCCCUCACCCGCGCCCCUCCAGGACUAUGGCGCCCUUGUCCGCUGCCGACCGCGCCGGCCGUGUUCUACGAUGAGACUCCGGAGUUGCGAGCUUUGUACGAGGGGGAGAGCCCGCGCCUGUCUGAGGACGCGGAGGGCUCGUUGGGCCCGAAUGUAUCGGCUGAGAGCGCCCCGGCGGGCAGCGUGACCAGCAGCCAGAACGCCUAUCCGUGCCUGGAUGAUUCCACGUCACUGGGACGCCUAAUGAACGAGACCUCACCUUCGACAGACUACUUGAUGGAGGACGUACCCCCUUCCGGGGAGAAUCUUUCAGACGAGAUCUCGCCGCUGAGUCCGCGGGAGGCGCUCCUCGUGCGCAACUUCACUGAUCAUAUGGCGCUGUGGACGGACGUUGCGGAUCCGUCACGAACCUUUGAGACGGUCGUGUCCCAGAUGGCGUUUACGGAUCUCAUUAUUCGAUAUUCUAUCUGUGCCUUCUCCGCGCGACAUUUCAACCGGUGUCGGGACGAAGACGGCGACGGCCUCGCCUUGCACUAUCAGAAUCUAUGCCUCAACCUCCUCAUACCGUCCAUGUCUGGCGGACAGAAGAUCACCGAGAGCGUGCUAACAGCCGUCGCUCUCCUGAGGCAGAACGAGGAAAUGGACGAGGACGAUUAUCGCUUCCACUUGGAAGGCACGUCUCGCAUUCUGAAUAUGGUCCCCGAGUUUUCCACCUUGGGAGGGGUGGCCGAGGCUGCGUGCUGGCUGUGUCUCCGAGAAGACAUCUACGUGUCUCUGACGACGCAGAUACCGCUCAAGACGGGCCUCGACUGCUUCCCCAACUCGGUCUCCAUCUGCCGCAAUGACGAUUAUUCCUGGGCAAGCAAGUCCAUUCUCAACCUCGCAUUCCUCCUCAAACGCGCCUUCUGUGAGCCGCGAGAUCCUGCCCAAGUGGCCCUCUCUGAGACCGAGAUCGCCGACUGGAACGCGUCCAAACCGGCAUCCUACCGGCCCAUCUACUUCCGAGAGCGAUCGCGAGAGGAAGGCCGUUGCUUUCCGGAGGUCCUGACGCUGCUGCCACACCACGCCGUCGGGUUGCAGUACUACCACAUCGCCCAGAUUGUCCUCAACGCGAUCGGGUCGCGCAACGUCGUCCACACGCACGAGUACCUAGCCGAGAGCAGGGCGAGAGAACGACGCAUUCGGCAUCACUUGUUCAUGGUCCUGGGCCUGGCGACGUCGAACGAGAGGGCGGAGAACACAUGGUUCACGGCGCGACACUGCCUCGCUGUCUGGGGCGCAUACCUGCACCACCCCGCCGACCAGAACGCCGCGCUCGAGUUUCUGGAGAAGUGGCGGCGGAGGUCCGGAUGGAAAACUUCGGCGUUGAUCGAAUCGCUGCAACGCCAAUGGAGGGAGAACAUCGAGGACGACUGA
Messenger RNA from Colletotrichum chrysophilum, 1590 nucleotides. RefSeq lists its product as uncharacterized. Gene Ontology annotation, biological process: positive regulation of transcription by RNA polymerase II. Gene Ontology annotation, molecular function: DNA-binding transcription factor activity, RNA polymerase II-specific; zinc ion binding; transcription cis-regulatory region binding. Bases 1 to 1590 code for a protein of 529 amino acids. Lineage: Eukaryota; Fungi; Ascomycota; Sordariomycetes; Glomerellales; Glomerellaceae. The record is from RefSeq and is a predicted model, not a curated record. The transcript is spliced from 2 exons. Gene Ontology annotation, cellular component: nucleus.